Rotaria sp. Silwood1 is the source of this 723-nucleotide messenger RNA. The record is from the annotation of a GenBank genome assembly. Lineage: Eukaryota; Metazoa; Rotifera; Eurotatoria; Philodinida; Philodinidae.
AUGACUCAAGCUAAUCAUAUAAUUUUUAAGCCAAAACAAUUGAUUUCAAAAGAAGUUUUAACAAGUAAGGAUCAAUUAAAUAGGGAAUUAUCUCCUAAUCGACAAACUAUCCAAUAUCAAGUAAAAACUUAUGUUAAUAAAACAGAUUAUUCUAAUAGAUGUCAAACAACUAAACGUCGUUGUCAUGAAUUAACUCGUGAAUGUGCUAUUUGUUUAUUAGAUCAACCAAUUUAUUUUUUUGAAGGAUUUUAUAGUAAUCAAUGUGAACAUUCUCAACGAACAAUAUGUGAUACAUGCAUUUAUAAUCAUGUAAAAUUUCUUGUUGAAAAUAAAAUAAAUACAAAUAUAAUUUGUCCUGAACCUAAUUUUACUUGUAUUAAAUGUAAAAAACAAACAUGUACAUAUCAUCGUAUGAAAUGGCAUAAUGGAAUGACAUGUCAAGAAUAUGAUCUAUCUACUGAUGAUAAUAUACGAUUAUGGCUUAGAAAAAAUACAAAAAGAUGUCCGUUAUGUCAUUCAUUUAUUGAAAAAAUAUCUGGAUGUGAUCAUAUGACAUGUACUAUAUGUAAACAUCAAUUUUGUUGGAUAUGUUUGGCUGAUUAUCGAAAAAUUCAAAUUUAUGGUCGAAAACAACAUAUGAAAUAUUGUACACAUUAUUCUUUUUAUUCUCAUUCGAACAAUCAUUUUUAUAGACAAAGAUCAAUUAUUUGUACUAUUUUAUAG